Molecule: messenger RNA, 1722 nt
Organism: Vitis vinifera (wine grape)
Lineage: Eukaryota; Viridiplantae; Streptophyta; Magnoliopsida; Vitales; Vitaceae
Exons: 16
Coding region: 294-1475 (393 amino acids)
Source: RefSeq, a predicted model, not a curated record
CCGCUCCGCUGACAGGGUCCGAGGAAUGACGUUACCCAAAAUAAAGAGAAGCGUGAGACGAAGAGAGACCGUUCCGAGGUGAAAGGAGGAAGCCACUGUCGAGCAAAAAGCCAAAAAGGACCCCCUUCUUUAAUACCUUUUAACAUCUUCAAACUUCAAAUUUUGUUUUAAACUUCCCCACCGUUUCCAGAUCUAUCAUCACCUAAUAUCUACUCAAUAUCUCCUCCUCCUCCUGUUCUUCGUCUUCUUUCUCAUCCGCCACUGUCGCCACACCGAAGCUCUCUCCAAGAACAAUGCCCGCCACUGACACAGAUUUCGAUCUCAGAUCUUCGUCUCAGUCCGCUUUCGGAAUCGGGGAGUGCGCCUUCGCGGAUGCGGGAAACUUGGAGCAUUGUGCCAAGUAUUUGAACCAGACGCUCGUGACGUUCGGAUUCCCGGCCUCGCUCGAUCUGUUCGCCGGCGAUCCGGUUUCGAUUGCGCGGACCUGUAAUUGCAUUUACUCUCUGCUGCAGCAGAGGCAGCGUGAUGUUGAAUUUAGGGAGUCUGCUAAUGAGCAGAGACAGCGACUUCUAUCUGACAUAUCGAGAUUGGAGGCCAAAGUUGAGAGGCUUGAGUCACAGUUACAAGCAAAAGAUAGGGAGAUUGCAACCAUGACCCGGACGGAAGCAAAAGCUACAGCAGCUUUUAAGGCUCAAAUAGAAAAAUUGCAGCAGGAGCGGGAUGAAUUUCAAAGGAUGGUUAUUGGUAAUCAGCAAGUGAGGACUCAACAAAUUCAUGAGAUGAAGAAAAAAGAGAAGGAAUACAUAAAAUUGCAGGAGAGGCUUAACCAAGUUUUGAUGGAGAAAAAGAAGGAAUCGAGGUCUGGCAUGGAGAUAAUGAAUCUUCUUCAGAAAGAAGGGCGACAACGUGGGACAUGGAAUGGAAAGAAGACUGACAAUGAUUUCUAUAAAAAAAUUGUGGAUGCCUAUGAGGCAAAAAAUCAAGAGCUGAUGGCAGAAAAUACUGAUUUGAGGGCAUUAUUACGGUCAAUGCAGGUUCUAACUUCUACAGGUAUGAUUGACUUGCAGGUAGAUAUGCGUGAUUUCUUGAAUGCUCCAAAUGGGUUGUCCAAGCAAUCUUUGGUUGUCAAUGAAAGAUUUGAUACAGAUGCCUCACAGUCCCCAUUGGGUGGGAGGACGGAUGUCUUUGAUUUGCCGUUCCACAUGGCUAGAGAUCAAAUAGAAGAAAGUCUCAGAAAUAAGAUGACCUCUAUAAAGGAGCGCAUGGUUCAAUUACAAGAUGCACAGAAAGGGGCAGAGGUUACUUCUGAAGCAACUGAGAGGGAGCUUGAGCUUGAAGCUCAACUUGUUGAGGCACGGAGCAUAAUCCAGGAGCAGGCGUCGAUAAUGUCUAAACAUCUUGCUAAGUCUGAGAGGCCAAGGGAGUCUAUCAUAUCAUCACCAGCUGAGACAUUUGUUGUUAUUCAGGGCGUAUGAAAUCAACAUGUAAGGUUAUGAGCACUAAGUUUUGGUCCUUAUGGAGGUCAAGCCAAAGUUGGCUAUGUGGAGAUUAGUGGCUGCAGGGAGGCAUGUAAUACUAUGUUUACUCAUUUCUGAUCAAAGGAUCUGGAACAGUCAAUUUGGAUGUUUAAUUUUGAGCUUUUAUGUCAAUAUGAUCAGUAUCUAGCUGUUCCUUAUGCUUACUUAAAUUAUUAUCUUUAUCUAGCUGAUUUUAUUUCAUCCA